UUUGUGACUUGAAUGCGCCAGUACGCAUAAUUUUACACAGUAUUACACACUUAGGCGGCCUAAGUGGCUUGGCAAAAAUGGCUGACGACCUAGACGAUGCCCUAUUCAACCUAGCGGCUGGCCGCAAAACUGCACUGAAGAAACGUAGUCGCAAGGCAUCUGAGAGCGAUGAUGAGCCCAGCGCGGACAGCGCAGACUCGGAGGAGGAGGCACCGCGUCGCAAGAAAGCCGCGACCAGCAAGCGCGGAAAGAAGGUGCAGAGCGAGGAGGAUGAUGAGGACGAUGAUAGCGACUUCGAUGAUGAGGAGGGUCUCUAUGAGAACGAGGAGGAUCGACGCAAGCUCAUGGCAAUGACUGAGCUGGAGCGUGAGAUGAUUCUGGCAGACCGUGCUGAGCAGCGUGACAAGGAGAGACAGAGGCGGCAGCUGCUGCAACAGCGUGCAGUGACUGACAAGGUUGAGGCAAAGGGGCGGCGGAAGGGUGCAGACAAGGGCAAGGGCAAGGCAGAGGAGGCCAAGGCACCGCAGCGCGGUCGCGCCGCCCGCACCGCAGCCGCUGCACGCACGGCCCGCGACUGGAGCGAUGAGGAGUCGGAUGGGGGCGGCAAGUCCUCCGAGGAGGAAGAGGAGGAGUUCCAGCCUAGCGGCAGCUCGGGUGCGAGCUCGGACGAGGAGGAUGCGCAGGCGGGCAAGAAGGACGAGGAGGAGGAAGAGGAAGAGGCGGAGCGGGAGCAAGCACCGCCGCCACGGGGCCGGUCAGAGCGAGUUGCAGCGGUUGCAGCACCCCCUGUUGACGACGACGAGGCGAGGCGGCAUGCGGCCGCAAAGGCUAAGGAGGCAGAGCGGGAGCGCAUGCGGGAGCGAGAGCGGGAGCGCGUGCACUCGGAUGACGAGGCCGCUGAGGAGGCCAGCAUGGAGGAGCUGCUGGCAUGCCAGGUGACGCGCCAGCAGCUGGAGGAGUGGUACAUGCAGCCGUUUUUUGAGCGCGACGCAUUGAACGGCUGUGUGGUGCGCAUGGCGUACGGGCCGGGCGUGCGCGACCAUGCCGGCAACACGCACCCGGGGUACCUGGUCAUGGAGAUCAUGGACAUCAAGGAGUCGGGCCGCGCCUACAAGUUCGGGCCCAAGAGCGAGAUGACCAACAAGCACCUCGUGCUGCGCGACGGCAUGGGCAUCAACCGCACUAUGGCUAUGGCCAACGUGUCCAGCAAGCCGUUUGACGAGCAGGAGUACGAGCGCUACAAGCGCCACUGCAGCAAGACCAACCGGGCGCCCAUCACUCGGGAGGAGGCGGCGGAGGCGACCAAGCGGAAGCAGGCAGCCAUGAAUUACCGCUGGACGUCCGCGGACCUUAAGGUGGAGCUGGAGCGCAAGAGAGCGCAGCGCGCGGCCCCCGUCAACCCGGCCGCCGAGAAGGCCAUGCUCAAGCGCCGCCUGGAACUGGCGCAGGGGCAGGGCAACGCAGACGAGGUGGCAGCGCUCGAGGAGCAGCUGGCCUCGCUGGAGGCCCACCUCAUCAACCAGACCAACAACCAGCGCGCGUUUGGCAUGAUGGACAUCAACAAGCGCAACAAGCAGCACAACCUCGCCGUUGCGUACAAGACGACAGCGGCGGACGAACACGGUGGUGGCGCGGGCGAGGGCGGCACGGAUGUGUUCUCCCGACGUGAAACCAAGCUGAACAUCUACUGGAAGACCAACCGGGGCGGCGGCGCCGACGACAGCAACUCCGCAGGCGCAGCAGCGGCAGCACGCGCGCAGGCCGCGCUGCCGGACAAGCUGACGCGCGCGCAGCAGCGCAUGGACCCUGCGGACCUCAUCCGGCAGCUGGGGCUGGAUGUGGACGUCAGCCUGGUGCGAGCCGCCGGGCCUGCCGCCGGCAACCUGCAGCAGCGCAUUCUGCCGCACAAAUGGCGCGGCGCGGCGCUGGCGGCGCACGCGACGGAUCUGUCCGGGAAAAGCGUACUGACAAUUGCGGACUGGAAACGCCGCGCGGGAGACUAUUAGAGCUGCUCUCAGUGGUGUGCGCUGCGCGCUGAUUGGGGUUCGACCAGCUAUCUAGGCAGGCUGUGUGGGGUCGUGUGGGGUUGCAGCGAUGGCCACACGCUCAGAUCCGCAGUACGAAUGAGAGAGCGCUAGGUAUAGUGCGGUUUCAAGGGGUCCUAGGUGUUCAAUUUUGCAUUCCUUCAGGCUGUAGGGUUGGGAAGUGCUCAGGCAAAGUGAGCCGGUAGUGUCGCUGCUCAUGCUCACGCCUUUCUUUUUGCUUGUGCUAGCUCACUGGCCUCGGCUCUACAACGUCAUGUUCGCUUGUGCGUGUUGCGUUUUUUCAAGCAUUUUCAAUAAGUGUCUUGGUGUACGUGCAGCAUGCCACGCUGGGCAGGGGAACGGGUCAGGGGAGUUAGGGACUGUGAAAAUGCAACUGGCAAAUUCAACGCGGAAAGUGCCAUCAUACACGGCACAGGGAUCAGGUCCAGGUGUGGGUAGCAUCUGAACGGAGACACUGACACGGCAGACAUGCCGCUGCAAACUUCUGAUGGCAGCUGCAGCUGCACUCCUGGUGGGGUUCCACUUUUCAGACCGGGUUUGACGCGUUGUGAAUUUUGCCAUUGUAG
Chlamydomonas reinhardtii is the source of this 2611-nucleotide messenger RNA. RefSeq lists its product as uncharacterized. The record is from RefSeq and is a predicted model, not a curated record. Lineage: Eukaryota; Viridiplantae; Chlorophyta; Chlorophyceae; Chlamydomonadales; Chlamydomonadaceae. Bases 78 to 2006 code for a protein of 642 amino acids. Gene Ontology annotation, molecular function: RNA polymerase II C-terminal domain phosphoserine binding; DNA binding. The transcript has 12 exons. Gene Ontology annotation, cellular component: Cdc73/Paf1 complex.